Molecule: messenger RNA, 3181 nt
Organism: Antechinus flavipes (yellow-footed antechinus)
Lineage: Eukaryota; Metazoa; Chordata; Mammalia; Dasyuromorphia; Dasyuridae
Gene: NDE1
Product: nudE neurodevelopment protein 1
Exons: 9
Coding region: 152-1189 (345 amino acids)
Biological process (GO): cell migration; establishment of mitotic spindle orientation; centrosome localization
Cellular component (GO): kinetochore; kinesin complex; centrosome
Molecular function (GO): microtubule binding
Source: RefSeq, a predicted model, not a curated record
AGGAGGUACUGCCCCGGGGCGGAGAGGCGGGGGCCCGGCCGGGCAGAGCCGCGCCGCUCCCGCCCCUCCCGCCGCUCCUGCCGAUUCCUCGGCCGCUCCGAGCCCCGAUAGUAUGCCUCGAAAGUAAUAGAUUUUUCUUCAUAUCCUUACCAUGGAGGACUUGGGUAGGAAGACUUUCAGCUCUGAGAAGGAAGAAAUUAGCUACUGGAAAGACUUAGCUAUACAAUAUAAGCAACGGGCAGAAAAUACACAAGAGGAACUGCGUGAAUUCCAAGAGGGAAGCCGAGAAUAUGAAGCUGAGCUGGAGACUCAGUUGCAACAAAUUGAAACCAGAAAUCGAGAUCUUUUGUCAGAAAAUAAUCGCCUCCGCAUGGAACUUGAAACAAUUAAGGAAAAGUUUGAAGUGCAACUUUCUGAAGGCUAUGUACACAUCUCUUCAUUAGAAGAUGACCUUGCACAGACUAAAGCAAUAAAAGAUCAAUUACAGAAAUAUAUCAGGGAGCUAGAACAAGCAAAUGAUGACUUGGAGAGAGCAAAACGAGCUACUAUCAUGUCUUUGGAAGAUUUUGAGCAGCGGUUGAAUCAGGCCAUUGAAAGAAAUGCCUUUCUGGAGAGUGAACUUGAUGAGAAAGAGAAUCUCCUAGAAUCUGUUCAACGAUUGAAGGAUGAAGCCAGAGAUUUGCGACAGGAAUUAGCAGUGCAGCAGAAGCAAGAGAAACCCAGGACUCCUAUGCCCAGUUCUUUGGAAGCAGAGAGGACUGACACUGCUGUGCAGGCUACUAUGUCUGUGCCGUCCACACCAGUAGCACAUCGAGGAUCCAGUGUAAACACACCUGGAUCAUUCAAGAGAGGCUUGGAGGACAGUUACGGGGGUACUCCUCUCACGCCAGCUGCCAGGAUAUCUGCACUGAACAUCGUGGGAGACUUGCUUCGGAAAGUUGGGGCACUGGAGUCCAAACUUGCAUCUUGUCGAAACUUUGUAUAUGAUCAGUCCCCGAACAGAGCAAGCGUGGCAUCCUCGGGGCGAGGCAUCAAGACCAGAGAUGGCAGUGACAAACGGCCGAGCAGCACCAAUGUGCCUUUGGGAGAGAAGGGGUUAGGAAAACGACUGGAAUUUGGAAAACUUCCUUCAAGUAUUCCAUCACCAUCACUGCCAUCACCACAGGGUGUAGUCAAGAUGCUACUUUGAGAAUCAUGGGCAUUGAAGACUGGUAUUCUAGUUUUGUUAUCAUCUUUUAGUUUGAAUAAAAUAACAAACAGGUAUAGUAAUCAACUCCAUGUGUGGUGGACCAAGUAUGUAAGUUGGAGAACUAGCCUGCAGGCAGCAGUUUUCUUACCAAAUUUAGUUUAGUUGCCACUAUCUACAGUGGGCAGACUGAACAUUUUCUGUUACUUGUUUAUUACUGUUUAUUGUGGAAGUGGCUAUAACUUGUUACCAAAUACUUCGCCAACUCAAAUGUCAUAACUGACUUUGCAGCUGGGAGAUGUUUUACUAGGCAUUGAUUCCCCAUGUUUGUGCCUGCCCAUCCUGCUGGCCUGCCUCUAUUCUUCAAAAGACCCUUAUCACUUAAAAUACACUUAAAAUACAAAAUGGAUAGUGAUCCAUUUUGUCCAGUAUGAAAUUACUAGUGCUGUAUAUGCUUAUUAAGGGAUAGUUUAAAUUAUUUCUAGGAAUGAAAGGUAGUAUUUCUGUAGAAUAUUUCUUUUAAAAAGGAAUGGUACAAGGUUACCCCUUGUGAUCUAGCCAGAGCCUUUUAACCUUUUACUAAGUUAUUUAGGUAUUUUAUCUUAAGACUUUUAAUCCAGUUUCAAGCUAAAUUUCAUUUUGACAAAAGUCAGUAAAAGUUGGUUACUUUAGGGGUAGUUAGAUGGUGCAGUGGAUAGAGCACCAGCCCCGAAGUCAGGAAGGCCUGGGUUCAAAUGUGAUCUCAGACACUUAAAAACACUUCCUAGCUGUGUGACCCUGGGCAAGUCACUUAUCCCCAAUUGCCUCAGCAAAAAAGAAAAAAACUUGCAGGAAAAAAAAAGUUGAUUACUUUAUAAGUAAAUUGUAACAAUUGACUAUCUGAAUCUAUUUGUAGAUGUUGAUUUUAUUUUCAGAUUAGGCAAAUUGAGGCAGGUUGCCCUCUGUAAGGUAAUCUGUAUAAAACAGGUUUCAUUCAAAGGUAGAUUUGAAUUAUGUGAGACCUCCUUUAAAGGGGCCCACAAUGGAACUUUCCUUUCUUUUGAGGAAAGACUGUGACCUAAAGAUUGCUUAAUACAUAGAGGAAUUCAUGCUACUUGCAGGGAUUCAUCAGUGCUUGUUUGUAACAGCUAUUAUGUAUCUUCAGACUAGAGUGGGGAACUGCACUAACUUCAAGGACAUAUUCUCAUCUUGAUGAAUUAAAAGCUUUUGCUGACAAUUUUCCACUGAGAUACUUUUUGGGAAGAUAGCAAAAACUUUUGAGUUGGGAGUAUAGCUUUAAUUGCUACUGAAAUUAUUAAGUGGAAAUAUCACUACUGUUGAUGUUUAUUAAUCUAAGAAAUAUUCUUAACCUGUAUCAGAAAAAAAUGCUAUAUUUUUCUAAAAAAAAAAAAAACAAAACCUUUUUUUUUUUUUGGUCAGGGUGAUGCUUCAAGUUUGUUUUAAACCAAGCAAUAAUUCCAAAAUAGUUAUUUAAUGUCAUGAUAAACAAGUCCAUGUAAUGUUUAAUGUUUCCAUUUGGUUCUGCAAAAAAGUCCUGGGUAAAAUGACUUUUACAGGGAGGUAGUUAAUUUUCACCAAAAAAAUGUUAUAAAUGGGCAGUCAGCCAAAUGAUGUUGACAGUGGAGUUUAUUGAUAUGUCAGGGUUUGGUUAUAAUUUAUUAAGGAUUAACUAUUGUGAAAUGAUAUUAAGGCAAUAUUAUAUGGGGUAUGUUUUUAUUUGUACUUUGUCAUGUGGUCUAAAGCCUUGUGUUGUUUUUUUUUUAAUCAAUUAAAUGGAUAUGAAUUGAAUUAUCUUUGAAAAUAAAUUAUUUCCACACAGGUAGUUUUUUUAGAAACAUUAUUUCAGGUGAAGGUAGUGAUAAAGUAGUGCUAAUGUUCUGUCAAUUUUGAUGAGUACUUGUUACUUCUUGUAAUGGAAAUUAGCAGUCUUUUACUCCUCUUGCACCUACCUUAUCUGAGUCUCAGUGUACAGAAUAAAGGUUGUUCUUAAUGAUA